Molecule: messenger RNA, 6182 nt
Organism: Sycon ciliatum
Lineage: Eukaryota; Metazoa; Porifera; Calcarea; Leucosolenida; Sycettidae
Product: mediator of RNA polymerase II transcription subunit 14-like
Exons: 37
Coding region: 135-5210 (1691 amino acids)
Biological process (GO): regulation of transcription by RNA polymerase II
Cellular component (GO): mediator complex; core mediator complex
Molecular function (GO): transcription coregulator activity
Source: RefSeq, a predicted model, not a curated record
UGCUGUUACUCCGUAUCAACCAAAUUUCAACAAAAAAAUAGGUGGUCAGGAGCAAGAAGGCGUCGUGGAUGCUUUGUCUGACCAACAGAGGAAGAGAGAAUGUAGUCUUCACAUAGAGCACGGUGGACGAUAGAAUGGAGUUGCAGAAGCCUGGCGUGAGCCUCGGGCAACUGCUCGACAAUAUGUUGCAGAAGACAUACCACGAUCUUUCCGUGUUAGCUGAAUUGCUUCCUCGCAAGCAUGACAUGGAAAGGAAAAUUGAGAUUGUGAAAUUUGCAACGCGCAUCAGGAAGCAGUUUAUUCGCUUGCUUGCCUUGGUGAAGUGGGCAAACUCGUCUCGAUGCAUUGAACAGUGUCAGGAGGUGACAAACUUCUUUGAGAAGCAGUCCAUGUUCUGUGCCAGUACUGCUGAUCAGUUGCACCAUCUUGCCAAGGGAACACUUGUAGCUGCCAGGUUGCCAAACUUUUCGUUGCCAGUGGCCGUUGAUGUGUUGGCGACUGGAACUUACUCGCGUCUUCCUGCUUGCCUCAAGGAUAAAAUUAUACCAGAGUGCCCGCUUUCCCCGACCACCGACCAAAGCACCAAGGACAAUUUGGAAUCGAUUAUUUAUCAACGUCUCUUGGCUGAUGGCUUGCCCAAGGAGCUAUUUGACCUCUCUGUUGAUGAUGGGCGCGUGACAUUUGUUGUCCAUGAUGAGUUUGAGGUGGCGUUGACUGUUGUCAGUUCGGAUUUCGCCCUGCCAUGGCGCCUUCUGUCCUUGAAAAUCCUCGUCAAGGAUCCAGAGCGUCCCAAAGAUACGCUGGUUCUUCCCGAGCAAGUGGAUUUUCUCCAUCGCCUUGCUCAGGCGCAGCUCUUCGUUCCGGAUUCAAACCCACUCAUGGAAAUGUACAAGCUGCUGCAUUCGUUCACUGUGUCUCUGCAGUUAGAGGUCUUGCACAGUCAGGCCCGUCGUUUGAUGGAGGACAACCCGCGGCAGUGUGCAGGUAUCACGUCAUACCGGCCUGCCAGUGAACUCUCCUUCGAGUACUGGAAACCUCCAACUGCGCCAUCAUCAUCAACUGGAACUGCUCCAACUUCGUCUGCAUCUUCUCAACAGACAACUGCAGCUGCAGACAAGCCAGCAUCAGAGCACUGUCAGCUACGAGUAUGCGUUGAGAAUUCUGAAGCAGACACAUCGUCUUUACCACGUCUCAGCGUGGUCCAUACACCUGCUCUGCCCACAGUCGACAUCAAGAGCGGCGACUGUCAUCGCUGGCAACCCCUUGCUAUCAAUCUCGGUCACCUCUCCAUUGAGGCUCUGCUGCGCCAUGCUGUGGAGGUACGCAGUGUGGCACGUCUGCAUCACCUCUACAACUACCUGCGCCAGUUCCGACUCUACAGCGAUCGCCUCUGCCUGGAUGCAGACUCUCUCCAGCUGCUAUUGGAGCUGAACGACUUCCCUUCAGCCAAGCUAUCACUACUGAUCGUUCUUGACUCGCAGGUGGGAACGUUCUCAGCCAAGCUUUUGCCGUCGGACCCCAUGCGACUUGUAGAGUCACUGGGCAUAAACCAUCUGCUGAACAGGCAAUUGUCCACCGAGCUGCUGUCACAGGUGGAUCGUUUGCGUGCGCGGUCCGUGCUCUGCCGCUGCAAGCAGCAGAUGCAGUCUAGAGGCUGGAAUGUGUACACACGCUUGCCCAUGGCCCCGGUUUCGGCUUCAGUGCUUGCCAAGCUGGGACCGGAUCAUAUCUUCAUUAAGCUGGCGUUGCAUCACAUCUGCUUUCUCGUCAUAGAAAUUGUAAGCCCAAAAUCGGGUGUUGCUAGCUCCCUAGACCUGCGCUGCCAUCUGCUGCAGACAGGCCCUGUUCCGUAUGGUCUGCAAUCCACAGCCACCAGUAGCGGCAGUAGUACGUCUAGCAGCAGUGACCAGCAGCCGGGAUUUUUAAAUGCUCAACUCUCACCGUUGGAUGCGUCGCUGUACAUUGGCAAGAGUAUUGAUGAUUGCCCUACUUUAGCCCAUGGACCAAGGCGAAAGGUGCCAUGUCUCCUGGGAGAGCAUAGCAUCGACACGGCCCAGCUGCGUGUUGGUGAAGUCAACGUUCCAGCCAGGCGCAUCAUCCCCGAUGUUCAGUGGAUUGACCUACUGUGUGAUCUGACUGAAGAUCUCGUUCCGUUCUCCACUAUGCUAACUCAGCUUUCAUCUGCAGGAUUUUCGCACGCCCACUUACGUGUUGAUCGGGAGUUGGGUAUAUCCAUCCACAUCACACGGUUUCCAACUGUGCCGAAUUUUUCGGAAAGUGCUGCACGCCUUUCGGAGAGCUUGCUUAGCUGUCAGGUGGUGGCUCCAUUUUCAAGGAAUGCUACAUACGUAGCCAUUUUUCAGUUCCUGGACUGUCCUGUGGAGUCGUCAGUACUUCAUGAGAAAACCUCUGUUCGCCGUCUGGUCCAACACAUACCGCAAGGGCAGCCUCCAACCACGUUUCUUCAGCAUUUCUGGAGCAGCCUGGUCCAGUUGUACAGUUCCGUGUUGGAGUUUUCAGCCUACUAUUCCGACAAGUCCUGUGACACGUUCAGCCAAUGUGCCGUUGUCUCAUUCAACUAUCGAAGCCUGGUGUUGGCAUACGGACCUGCAUUCAGAUUUAGGGUGGUCAUCACGCUGAAACAGCUGCAUUUCCGUCUAGAGUUCCAGGUUCUCGUGGAGUCUAUUCGGCAAAAGGUUGUGGCAGAACGACCGCAUGGCUCUGUUCCGCCGGACUAUCGAGAAGCGAGGCUUGCAGUUCGCAAUCCGCACUCCUUCCUUGGUGACUGGCUUUCUACUCGUCUCUCUGGCACCCGCUCCAUUCCUCUUAUAGUUCAAGGUCUGCAUCACACACUGCCGCCACUUCUAGCCAUGUCUAACCUCUCGGCCAUUCCGGACCUUAGUGUCAGUGAGACCGAGCGUCAACCGCGGAAGCAUAUCAGUGUGCAUGCGCGUUCACCAACGUCCUUCCUUCUCAUCUACAGAGGAGUGUAUCACAUUGAAGUUCAAAUGAAGAUGGAUGGAGUGCUGCUUGUGAGAGACUGUGGCUACAGCGCACGUGCCAAAGCACAGAAUGCCUCGCCCGUACAACCAGUACCACACUUGAAGGAUUUCAUUUUGCUCUUCAUGGCGGCAAACCAUCCGAAUCGGGGUGCCUUGAGCUUCGGUGCACCGGGAAAGUUUGUGGUUGGUUCUAAUAUGGCUGGUCUGUUUACACCGACCAUCCCACUGACGCCGACCAUUGAUAUGUCCGCAGAGCAAGCAACGGCUUUAUCAGCGUCCUCAACUGUGAUGAAGUCGGAGCCCAGCGUUGUGACUUCCUGUGCUGCCGCUACCGGAGCUGCCGCCGUUGGCACGAACGGAGUCAUUGACGACAUUGACGUCAGUGCGCUGAUCCGUGACCUGCAUGCUGGCGCUACAACCGGCUCCAGUACGGACUCACCCCGACCGCCACCUUCUACAGAGGCGCUUGCUAACCUUGAUGACGUAACGGCGGCAACACCGGGAGGCACAUCGAUUCUGGACAUGUUCUCACCGAGCUUUGUCGACUCUUCACCGGGUAACAUGGCAGCCCCGUCUCCAGCUACCAUCAAGGCCAUCACUGGUAUGAAGCCCAUUUCGGUCAAUUCUCCAGCUCUGCCCUGGGCGCACAAUACCCCGGAUGCAGCAGACUUCUCUGCAGCUGCUGGCACUGGUGCUGACAGUGUGAUGGACGUGGGCUACGACUCUGGAUGGAACAUGCAGUGGUCACUCAAUGACGGCACCGGUGACGCUAACCUCAUGGACGUGCUGUCGACGGAUGCGCUGGGUGUGCAGGCCACGCAGCCUCGCGCAGCCAGCACUGUGCUGUCUCCACCGCCACUCGGCUUGCCGUCACUGCCAGCCGCCAGUUCCACCGCCGCCGCCACCGCUAGCUUGACCGAGCAGACCGCCACCGCUACACAGCAAGGUCACACAUCCGCGCAAGCCUCACAGCAGGCUCACCUGAGCUCGCAAGUGUCUGUAAGCUAUGCAUCUCGUCGCCCCAGCAUAGCUGUCACUGUUGCCGAGACUGCGCCACCCGUUAGCACUGUGGAGGAGAGGAUCACACCGCCAGAACACAUUCGCAAGAUCAUUGCCCGCCAAAAAGGAAGCGAAUCGCGCAGCUCUUGGGAAGCGUCAUCUCCCACGUUAAUCAAUCACCGCUGUUGGUUUGAGUUACUACGAGAGCGCAGUGUUUCCAGUUCCGACUCUCCGGUUGCAGCAGCUUUGCUGGCAAAGGGCGAGUCUCAGGACAGUGGCAUUGGCAGUAUGGAGUCUGUUGAUCUAAAACUUACUGAAGAGAAUCGUUCCGAGUUCUGGACGAGUCCCCUGGAAGGGUUUCUGACGUCUUCGCAUUUGUUCCAACAAUGGCGUGGUGUGGUGCAGGAUGCAGCUCUCCAGUUUCAUGAAGUCACCUCACAGCCUUUGUCGUUAACAGUUGCGGCAGACAACGGGCUGCAGUGUCGCAUUUGGCUUGACCUGAACUGGCCGUUCAUGCUGCAGGCAGCUCUUGAGGCAUCGGCGACAACGAGCACCAGUGAGGCAGCAGCAGCGACGACAGCUACAGCAUCAGCAUCAGGCAACUCAAUCAAAGCAGAUGAUCUUCAAGUGAUCGAGAAGUUAUUCAUGCUUCGGGUGUCAAGACCGCCGUACCGACACAAUGCCUUGGUGUCGUUUGCUCGGCUGAUCACUCUGAAAAAGGAGCUGCUGGAAGAUGUCGUACAAAUCUUGCACAUGGGCAUGAAGCCCGACCUUUCAUUGCCAUGGAGGCCCGAACUAUGUCUUGUGACACCCCCGAGUGUAUGUUGUCCACCGUUAGCAACUCCUGGUGGCCCAGCCAUAGCAUGCACCAGCAAGCUACUCAUCCUGGUGAAUCUGCAGGCUACAGAUGUCAAUACGGCGUACACUCAAAGUAUGGAUGCUGCUCGACCGGUUGUCCUACCGUUUGUCUUUGAUCCUGCUGCGAAUACCGUCGAGUACAAGGAUUUUGCGUCCUCUACGGAAUCCAAUAGUCUGCCCACAACGCCCAUUGCUCCGCUCAGCUUUAACAAGAGAGUCUCCAAUGCUGUCAAAGAAGCCAUGACUGCUUGGCAGUCUCAGCGUGAUUCUGCAGCAACAGACCAGUCGUAUUUAUCGUCCGCCAUCCGUCACCUCUGCACAAGUCUACACUUAGCAGCCGCAGACCAGUAGUAGCAGUAGUAGCAGUAAGAGAGUAUCUCCAGACCAGUAGUAGCAGUAAGAGAGUAUCCUCGUCCUCCCUACGCUGAGACCGUCAUAUACCGGUACAUGUACGCGCAUGAUGCCAUGCACAGGCACACAUACAGUACAGUGGCAUGCAAUUUUCUCCCUUUCUCUAGACUGAUGAAACCUCAUAUUUUCACUUUUCAGCCAUACUCAGUUUCUGAUUCCCCACAAUAAAAAAACUACACUAUAGAACAUUUCAUGAUCAUCCUCCUCUAGUAAAUUUUUAAUAGGCUUUUGUAUAUUUUAUGACGCUCGUUGAAAUGACUGUACCGAGUGCACAGAAUGCAGAAGUCUUGAGCAUUUCAUGACUACAUGUACUUCUGUAUUCUGCUUAUACAGCACUAUUGUAGUGUAGGCUGUCUGUAUGGGGCAACAUGUGGUGUGUCCUCCCAUUUUUUGCAUCACAUGUCUCUCUCCCCCCCCCCCCCUCCUCGUGUCCUUGAAUGUACAUGCAAGAAUGGUCCCGGCGUAUUGCUAUCGUCUUGUGUUAUUAUGUUGCGCUUCUCUAGGUGGUCAUCUGUCUUCUUUUCAUCUUCGUCCUCUCUCCCUCUCUCUCUCUCUCUCUCUCUCUCUCUCUCUCUCUCUCUCUCUCUCUCUCUCUCUCUCUCUCUCUCUCUCUCUCUCUCUCUCUCUCUCUCUCUCUCUCUCUCUCUCUCUCUCUCUCUCUCUCUCUCUCUCUCUCUCUCUCUCUCUCUCUCUCUCUCUGUUUUGGCUUUGCUCAACCGAAUGUAUUUUAAAAACUUUUAUUGGAAUGAAACUCAGCGGGUGAAAUGCUUUUUUGAUUUGAUUUUGCUACUUCAUGCUAUAGAUUUGAUGUGCUGCUGUUGCUCAGGGAACGUCUGGUAGCUCUUCAGUUUCUGGCUACCAUCUCAGUUUUGUCUACAUGAACUUGUACGGGCAUUAAACUACUGAAUCUUG